Aspergillus terreus NIH2624 is the source of this 2574-nucleotide messenger RNA. RefSeq names its product mitochondrial elongation factor MEF2. The record is from RefSeq and is a predicted model, not a curated record. Gene Ontology annotation, molecular function: GTPase activity; GTP binding. Gene Ontology annotation, cellular component: mitochondrion. NCBI's taxonomy places the organism in Eukaryota, Fungi, Ascomycota, Eurotiomycetes, Eurotiales, Aspergillaceae. Gene Ontology annotation, biological process: mitochondrial translation; ribosome disassembly. The transcript is spliced from 2 exons. Bases 1 to 2574 code for a protein of 857 amino acids.
AUGGAAGAUCUGAACAUUGGUAUCAUCGCGCAUAUCGAUGCAGGCAAAACCACAACCACGGAGCGGAUGCUCUAUUACAGUGGAUUCACCCGACGGCUGGGCGACGUGGACGAAGGUUCUACCGUCACAGAUUUCCUCCCGGCGGAGCGCGCUCGAGGAAUCACAAUCCAAUCCGCGGCUAUCACCUUCCACUGGCCGCCGGAGAAUGCUGCAGAAGCCAAUGCCUCUCCCCAUGACGCACAAUCCCCGAGGUCUGCCGUCCCACAUACGGUCAACUUAAUUGAUACCCCCGGACACGCUGACUUCACCUUCGAAGUCAUGCGAUCACUGCGCAUUCUCGAUGGCGCAGUCUGUAUUCUUGACGGUGUGGCUGGUGUAGAGGCACAGACAGAGCAGGUCUGGCACCAAGCCAGCAGCUACAGCAUUCCGCGGGUGGUCUACGUGAACAAACUCGACAGGGAUGGCGCCGCGUUUGGGAGAACUGUCAGAGAAGUUGCCUCUCGUUUAAGUGGAUGGCCGGCUGUCUGCCAGAUCCCGUGGUUCGAGGGCGGAAACGGUCGAUUCAUCGGUGUCGCCGAUGCCAUCAACCUGCAAGGUCUCCGAUGGGAUGACGGCGACGGAAAGUCUGUGAAGAUGUUCGAUCUCCAGCAACUAGAUGCCGAGGACGGUCAAUUGGCGCAGGAACUCCGCCGCGCGAGAGUGGCUCUCGUUGAGCUGUUGAGCGAGCAUGACGAAACAAUGAUCGAGAGGUUUUUCGACUGCGACGAAGACCACCUCGCCGUACCCCCGUUGGACAUACUAGAAAGUCUGCGCCGGUGUCUGCACCAGCAGACGGGACGAAAAAUCAUCCCCGUCUUCGCCGGCGCCAGUUUCCGCAACAUCGGCGUCCAGCCCCUACUCGACGCCGUCGUGAACCUCCUUCCCAGCCCGCUCGAAACCGCCGAUCCGGAGGUCAGCAUUGGCGGCGUGAAGGGAGGCCUGCGACGGCUUCUCUCUGGCGACCUACUCGUCGAGCAGAGCGAACAGGCCGCCACUAAGGGGAAGCCUAAGAAGAAGUCGGCCGCCAUCCAUGCCGAAUCUCGCACCGCCAUUGAGAAAUUGCAGGGCUGUGCUCUCGCGUUCAAAGUAGUCAACGACGCCAAGCGAGGGGUUCUCGUCUACGUGCGCGUCUACUCGGGUUCCCUAGACCGCAACAGCGUUCUGUUCAACACCAACUUGAACGUCUCCGAACGCGCCCCACGGCUCCUGAAGAUGUACGCCAACGACGCUGUCGAGGUCGACUCCAUCCCCGAGGGGCACAUCGGCGUCGUGGCCGGCCUCAAACACACUCGUACCGGCGACACCCUGGUCACCUACGCUGGCAACAAAGCCACUCCCCCAGAGCCUCUCAACACGCUCCAACUUCGCCCCAUCACCGUACCUCCGCCGGUCUUCUUCGCCAGCGUCGAGCCGCACAGUCUCAGCGAGGAAAAGCGUCUGCAGGACAGCCUCGCCAUGCUCCUCCGCGAGGACCCCAGUCUCCACGUCACCGUCGACGAAGACUCGGGCCAGACGCUCCUCAGCGGCAUGGGCGAGCUGCACCUCGAGAUCGCCCGCGACCGCCUCCUCAACGACCUCAAGGCGAAAGCCAGCAUGGGCCGCAUCGAGAUCGGCUACCGCGAGUGCCCCCUCGCCGCCUCCGGCCCCGUCACCCAAAUCUUCGACAAGGAGAUUGCCGGCCGCAAAGGCAAAGCCGGCUGCACUGCAACCGUCGAGCCCUUCGACCCGGACUCCUCCCCGGCCGUCGACGAAUCCUCCGCCCUCUCCGUCGAGAUCAGCGACGGCAACCAGAUCGUCAUCCUGGCCCCCGGUCUCGACGUCGAAAUCAGCAAACGCGGCGUCGAGGAAAGCCCCCUCCUCCCCGCAACCCUCGACGUCCCGACCCUCCGCUCCGCCCUCCACAACGGCUGUCUCGCCGCCCUCGCCCGCGGGCCCCAGUUCACCUUCCCCUUGCACAACACACGCGUCAUCCUCACCUUCGACCCGGCCGCCCACCUCUUCGGCAACGAGACCACCCCGUCCGCGCUCUCUGCCGCCGCCCGCCUCGCCACUUCCUCGGCCCUCCGCACCCUCGUCUCGUCCGCCCCAGCCAGCGCAACGGCGCUCAUGGAGCCCGUCAUGAACGUAGUCAUCACCGUCGACGAGGCGAGCCUCGGCGCCGUCGUCCACGACAUCUCGUCCUCGCGCGGCGGCCACAUCGUCUCGCUGGACGAGGAGAUCCCGCUCCCCGCUACGGACCUCGUCGCCUCGCCCGAACCCACCGAGGACCUCCCGCCCAUCGACCCGGCCAAGGUAUAUGCCCCGCCGGACCCGUUCCAGUCGGCGUCGCUGGGCGUCGACCUACCUGCGUCGACGAACCGCCCGCGCACCAUCACCGCCAAGGUGCCUCUCAAGGAAAUGGUGGGCUAUCUCAAGCAUCUGCGCAGUCUGAGUGCCGGUCGCGGGACCUUCGUCAUGAGUGUUGAUCGGUUCGAGAAGAUGAGCGCGCCGCGCCAGAAGGCGGUGCUGUCUGAUCUGCGCGGAGAGUAUAUGUAA